Molecule: messenger RNA, 1031 nt
Organism: Tetranychus urticae (two-spotted spider mite)
Lineage: Eukaryota; Metazoa; Arthropoda; Arachnida; Trombidiformes; Tetranychidae
Source: RefSeq, a predicted model, not a curated record
AAACUCUUAAGAAGAUCAAAGUUUGGCCUUACUUCAAUGACCAUUCAUUAAUACCCAGAGAGCAACACUUACCCAUGAUCCGAGUACCUUCAAUUUUUAAGGACAACAAGCAAGAAAAGUGUAAAGAGGAACAAUUAAUAAGUGAUUAUGACGAUGAUGAUGGUCCUAAACUUUUAGAUAUUGAACGACCCAACAUAAUCAUUGAACCUGGAGAUGUAAUGCCAAUUAGAGAAGGUGCUAUUUAUUAUGAACAAUUCACUAUUCCAUCAGGUUCAUACAAGUUAGGAGACUGUUGUUAUGUGCGAACUGAUAAUGGACGUAAUCUCAUUUGCAGAAUUGAUCGAAUGUGGGUUGAUAAAGAUGGUAAUGCUUUCUUCCAUGGUCCUUGGUUUGUGCAACCCAGAGAACUGCCCUUAUCCAUAUCUCGAAUGUUUUAUCCAAACGAAGUAUUUCUCAGCUCAAUUGAAGAUACAAACCCUCUUCUUAGCAUAUGUGAUAAAUGCUCUGUUCUUGAAUUUAAAGAUUAUAUAACUAGAAGACCGACUGAAAUUCCAGAACAAGAUGUUUACAUUUGUGAAUUUAAGUUUCUUGAAAAUGAUAAGAAAUUCAUUAAACUUCCCAUAAUUUUAAGGAGAGUCGCUCCAUAUAAACCAGGAGUUGCUGAAGAUGAAAAAUUUUUAUUCCGUAAACCUUUAGUCAUAGCUAGAACUGAAUCUAUGCCAGAGCGAACCACUCUCUUAACACGGAAAGAUCCACUGUCUUUGAGUGAAGCUCCAUCUCCACAUACUCCAUUCCGACCUUCUAUAGAUACGGAAAAUGAAGAGUCAAAUGAUGUUUCCUCGUUGAUAUCAGAAACACCUAUUUUGUCAACUCCUUUCAUUAGUAGGAAAAAGGGAAGUAAACUUAUCGUAACUGGAUACAUAAUUUUUGCUGGUGAAGUCCGAAAAUCUGUUAUCCAAGCCAAUCCUGAUUGUAAUUUUGGUGAUGUUAGUCGAAUUAUUGGCAAUGAAUGGAAACAAGUAUUAAUUUAA